This is a messenger RNA of Laetiporus sulphureus 93-53, 977 nucleotides long. RefSeq lists its product as uncharacterized. The record is from RefSeq and is a predicted model, not a curated record. Bases 1 to 897 code for a protein of 298 amino acids. The transcript has a single exon. Lineage: Eukaryota; Fungi; Basidiomycota; Agaricomycetes; Polyporales; Laetiporaceae.
AUGGUCGCCCUGAAGGAGGCUCAGGAAAAGACCACUACCUACAUCGUUGGCUUAGAAUCUCGACUCAAUAAUGCCAUCAUCAAUGCGCCCUCCACAGGUAUCCAACAACCGGCCGGCCAAUCUAGUCAAGCACCCCGUCGAAUAAAGCUCCCCGACCCUCCCAAGUACUCAGGGAGAAAGUCGUCAGAAAAUUUCGAAACGUGGUUCACGAAUCUGCUCAUCUGGCUCGACUAUAACCACUUUACGGACGACAAGGACAAAAUUCGGCAAGCCAACGCGCACUUGGAAGGCGGAGCUGCUCUAUACAUGAAAGAGUACGCAAUCAAGCUCGCCUCCGGACAAGACGUUGGUACAUGGGCAGAAUACACUAGGAAACUAGAAAUGGCAUACAAGACGCUUGACCCCAAGCGCACGGCACAAUCUCUGCUAGACGCACACUGCGCAAUCCGCCACAAGACAAUGAUUGCCUUCGCGGAGAAUUUCAGGGCAUACGCCCCCGAAUCAGGAUACUCCGACGAAGACUUAAUCGUCAAAAUCAGGGAACAACGGUCGACCCAUAUUCAGACGGUCAUGUCGGUAAUGGAGACUUUAGAUCCCUCCAAGAUCCCAACCACUUGGAUGGACUACCUGGAAUUCUGCCUAGAGAUUGAAAUCAAGCAUCUCCAGCAGAUGACGGGCAACAAGUCUACCGGACAAACCACUGGAACCAGGACGACCGCUCCUAAGGACCCUAACGCAAUGGACACCAGCGCACGAAUCACACACGAACUUUCCCCGGAACAAGACAGGUGGCUGGCAAACAAGCUAUGCUUGUUUUGCAGAAAGCACGCCUAUGAACGAGGAAAGCGGUGUCCCUCCCCCAGGCCUGAAUACAAGGGCAAGCGGUUUCAGACAUGAGCCGCCCCAAAGCAAGGGCAAGGAAAAGGGAAGGGCAAGGCGACAAAUGUGCGACAGGUGGAAGAAGAAAGUAGCGCGGG